AUGGAAAUAUCUGAUAUUCUCAAAGGCGGUGAAAAUAGGGUCUCCUUGUCGGCAUUAGGUUAUAUAGCAGUAAUGACUUCUAUAGUAGGACUUUUGACUUAUCUUGUUACAAUUCCUACCAAGACUCUUUCGACAAAUGCUAAGAGAGCAAUUUCAAUCCCGAUACUUCUUGUAAAUUUUUUCUUUCCUGCUUUCCUAAAGGUCGACAUAGGAUUUGUUGCUUGUGGAAUGGGACUAGCAAGUUUCGCUAGCUUGAUGAGAUUCAUAGAGCUUAUAUGGACAGGGCCUUUUAUAUAUGGUCGCGACGCUUACGUUCCAAUUGGGUAUCUACAUGAAGAACUUUGGAAGCCAAUUCGAACAUUUUAUAAACCCGAAUCAAAAGAUAUAGCUUCCAAAGAGAAGUAUAUAGAACAAGAGAAUGUUAAAGACAAGAGAUACUACGACAUUAUACUAGCUUGGAUUGGAAACGCUAUUAUAUGUGAUAUAUGUACAUCAUUUAGCGUUACAUACACUAUGAAGGAUAUUGAAGAGAUUAAUAGCAAUAUAUCUGUGGCUUCCUUGCUUUUCCACUGCUUGACAAUCAUACUUUUUACCACUGUAUUUAAUACACUUGCUUAUCCUGCGCAGCUUAUAUAUGUUCUUUACUACGAAGGUGGAUCUUACUCUUCAAAGGAAUGGCGGCCAUUGGCUAAAAACCCUAUACUAGCAAAAUCAUUAAAUGAAUUCUGGGCCCCUCGCUGGCACAGAAUAGCACGCUCUCCAAUGGUCAAUUUAGUCUACAAGCCGGUCUAUGAUUUCUCCAAGAGGUUCUUCUCCAAAUUUAUCAAAAACCCUGCUCCACUUGCUCGUGCCGCUGGUGUAUUUGGUGUAUUUGUUAUCUCUGGGGUCAUGCAUGAAUUCAUCUUUGUAUGGAAUAUCGGGUGGCCUGUGUAUAAAGAGCGUUUUCUCGGAGUACAUAUGACCCAGUUUAUUUUAUUUGGAGUUGUAUUACCGCUCGAGCUACUAGUUGGCCACAUUGCAUCAAAGAAAAUUCCUGAAUUCUGGAGGCGUUCGUCUAUCACCUUGUGGAUUAGGCGUUUCAUCACAUCUGUCCUAUUACACAUCCUUAUUUAUCCUGUUCUUGAGAACUUUCACUAUUUAGGUAUACGGUAUAGCCUUCCUUUCAAGGUUUUAAGACCAUAUAUUCAUGAAGCUAUUCAUAAAUUUCCUCUCUUGAAAGUUUUGUGUGGCAGCGACAUUUAG
Molecule: messenger RNA, 1242 nt
Organism: Phycomyces blakesleeanus NRRL 1555(-)
Lineage: Eukaryota; Fungi; Mucoromycota; Mucoromycetes; Mucorales; Phycomycetaceae
Exons: 4
Coding region: 1-1242 (413 amino acids)
Biological process (GO): lipid metabolic process
Source: RefSeq, a predicted model, not a curated record